This is a messenger RNA of Diachasmimorpha longicaudata, 3856 nucleotides long. RefSeq names its product cytochrome b-like. Gene Ontology annotation, cellular component: membrane. The transcript has a single exon. Gene Ontology annotation, biological process: mitochondrial electron transport, ubiquinol to cytochrome c. The record is from RefSeq and is a predicted model, not a curated record. Gene Ontology annotation, molecular function: quinol-cytochrome-c reductase activity. Lineage: Eukaryota; Metazoa; Arthropoda; Insecta; Hymenoptera; Braconidae.
UAUUUAUAUAUUUUACUAGAUUAGUUAAUAAUCAAAUAUUUUAUUUUAGAUUAAUUCAUUAUUAUUAUUUUAAUUUUAAAAUUUUUUUUUUUAUUUUAUUUUUAUUUAUAUUCUAUUAUUAUAAUAAUUAUUUAUAUAUUAAUUAUUUUGAAAUUUUUAGUUUUUUAAAUUUUCAAAAUCAGGAUUUUAUUUUAUAUAAAAAUUUAAUAAUAGAUUAUUCUUUAAGUUUAAAUAUUUAUGUUGUUAUUUAUUUAUUUUUUACAAUAGUGUGUUCAGUAUUAAUUUGUUUAAAAGUAAUAGUUCCUUUACGUCAAAUUUUAAAAUAUUAAAUGAAUAAAUCAAUUUUAAAAUCUAAUAAAAUUUUAGAAAUUUUGGAUAAUUCAUUAAUUAAACUCCCCUCCCCAGUAAAUAUUAGAUUAUGAUGAAAUUUUGGAUCAUUAUUAGGUUUAUGUUUAUUAAUUCAAAUUAUUUCUGGGUUAUUUUUAUCUAUACAUUAUACUGCACAUAUUGAAUAUUCAUUUUUUAGAAUUAUUCAUAUUAUUCAAGAUGUAAAUAAUGGGUGGUUAAUACGUUUAAUUCAUAUUAAUGGGGCAUCAUUUUUUUUUAUUUGUGUUUAUAUACAUAUUGGGCGUGGGUUAUAUUAUGGUUCAUAUAAAUUUGUAAAAACAUGAAUAGUAGGGGUUUUAAUUUUAUUAAUUAUAAUAGGAACUGCUUUUUUAGGGUAUGUAUUACCUUGAGGUCAAAUAUCAUUUUGAGGGGCUACUGUUAUUACAAAUUUAAUAUCAGCAUUACCCUAUGUUGGUUCAAUAUUUGUAGAAUGAUUAUGAGGUGGGUUUUCUAUUAAUAAUGCUACUUUAAAUCGAUUUUAUACUUUACAUUUUUUAUUACCUUUUAUUUUAUUAAUAAUUGUUAUUAUUCAUUUAAUGUUUUUACAUGAAACUGGGUCUAAUAAUCCUUUAGGGGUAUCUAGAGAUAAUUAUAAAAUUAUUUUUCAUAGAUAUUAUACUUAUAAAGAUUUAUUAGGAUUUAUAUAUUUUAUUAUAUUUUUUAUAUUUAUUAUUUAUGAAAUACCUUAUUUUUUAGGAGACCCAGAAAAUUUUAUUAUAGCAAACUCUUUAGUUACUCCGGUUCAUAUCCAGCCAGAGUGAUAUUUUUUAUUUGCUUAUACUAUUUUACGUUCUAUUCCAAAUAAAUUGAGGGGGGUUAUUGCUUUAUUAAUGUCUAUUUUAAUUUUAUUAAUUUUACCAUUUUUACAUAAAAAUAUAUGUUUUUUAGGUUUAGCUUUCUACCCAUUUAGACAAGCUUAUUUUUGGAUAUUUGUUAAUUGUGUAAUUUUAUUAACUUGAUUAGGUAGUCAAUCUGUUGAGCAACCAUUUAUUGAUUUGGGUAUGAGAGCUACAAAUUUUUAUUUUACUUUUUAUUUGUGUGAUUAUUUUAAUUUACUUUUAUGAGAUAAAUUUGUAAAAAAUUAGAUAAUGAACUUGAAUAAGUAUAUAUUUUGAAAAUAUAAUAUAGAAAUAAAAUUUCUAUUAUCUUAUACUUUAAAAAAUUAUUAAUUCUAUGGUAAGUUUUAUCAAUAAAUAUAAACAAAAUAAAAUUAAAAUUAAAGGUAAUAUAAAAAUUCAACAAAAAUAUAUCAAUAAAUCAUAACGAAUACGUGGUAAUGUUAAUCGAGAUCAAACAAUAAAAUAAAUAAAUAAAAUUAAAAUAAAAUAAAAAUUUAAUAUUAAUAAAUUAUUACAAAGAUAUAUUAAAUUAAAUAAAAAUAUUAAAAAUAUAAUUCUAGUAUAUUCUGAUAUAAAAAUUAUAGCAAACCCAUGUCUUCUAUAUUCAAUAUUAAAUCCAGAUACUAAUUCUGAUUCUCCUUCUGAUAAAUCAAAAGGAGUUCGAUUUAAUUCUGCCAAUAUUCUUAAUAUUAUAAUUAUUCUAGAGGGUCACAUAAAAAAAAUUAUUCACAAAUAUUUUUGUAAGAUUGGGGUAUUUAUAAUAUUUAAUGAAUUUAUUAUAAAUAAAUUUAAUAAUAAUGAGAUAGAUAAAGUAAUUUCAUAGGAAAUUGAUUGGGCGAUAGAUCGAAUUGACCCUAAUAUAGAAAAAUGUGAAUUUGAAGAUCAUCCAGAUAUUAUUAACCCAUAAACUCCUAUACUUAAUAAACAUAAAAUAAAUAAACUUCUUAGGUUUCAUUUAAAUAAAUUUGUUUGGAAAGGGUAAAUCAUUCAUAUAGAAAAAAUUAAAAUAAAUAUAAUAAAAGGAGCGACAAAAAAAAAAUUAAAAUUAGAUUUUUUUGGGUAGAAAAAUUCUUUUGUUAAAAGUUUUAUUACAUCACUAAAUGGUUGAAGUAAUCCUCAUAUACUAAUUUUAUUAGGUCCUUUACGGUAAUGAGUAUAUCCUAAAAUUUUACGUUCAAAAAGAGUUAAAAAAGCUACUCCAAUUAAAAUAAAAAUAGUUACUAUAAAUAAUGUUAUAAUAUUGUUUACAUAAUAAAAUGUGAAUUGUUUAAUAUAUUACUUGUAAUUUAUUUACUUAAAUAAAUUCUAAAUUUAUUACAUGGUGUCUGUCAAAGUAAUUUUAGUUUAUUAAUUAUUUUUUAAUAAUUAUUAUUUAUAUAAAUUCCUUUCGUACAAUUAAAUAAUUUUAUAAAAAGAUAGAAUCUGAUCUGGCUUACGCCGAUCUUAACUCAAAUCAUGUAAGAUUUUAAAAGUCGAACAGACUUAAAUUUAUAAAAUUUUUCAUUUAUUUUUUAUCUUAAUUCAACAUCGAGGUCAUAAUCUUUUUUAUUAAUAAGAUCUUUAAAAAAAAAUUAUGCUGUUAUCCCUAAGGUAAUUAAUUUUAUUAGUUUAAAUUUUAAGAUUUUUUUUCAAUAAUUAUUGUUUAUUUUAAAAAAAAUUUGUUAAAUUUUUUUAUUACCCCAAUAAAAUUUAUUUAAAAAUUAUUUUAGAUUAAAUUUAAUUUUUUAAUAAAUAAAAUUCUAUAGGGUCUUGUCGUCUUUUUUAUAAAUUUAAGUUUUUUUACUUAAAUAAAAAUUUAAAAUUAUUUUAUUUAUAAAGUUUAUACCUCAUGAAAUCGUUCAUUCAAGGUUUUAAUUAGAAACCAAAUUAUUAUGCUACCUUUGUACAGUUAUUGAUUCUGCAGCCAUUUAAUUAAUAAUCAUUGGGCAGAUUUGAUUUAAAAUUAAUAUUCUUUAAAAUAUGUUUUUGUUAAACAGAUGGGCAUAUUAUUGCUUAAUUCAUUAAUUAAAUAUUUAAUUAAUAUAAAUUAUUAUAUUUAAAUAAUUAUUUACUAAUUAAAUUAUAAUUUUUUAUAUUAUAUUAUUUUAUAUAAUAAUUUAAUAUAAAAUUAAAUGUAAAAAAAAAUUUUUUUAGAAAAAUUAUAAAUUAUUAUAUUUUUAUAAUUAUUAAUUAUUUUUAUUUUUAUAAUUAUUAAAAUUUUAAUAAGUAUUUUAAAAUUAAAUUUAAAGUUUAUCCCUUAAAUUUUUUUUAUAAAUUUUAUUUUAAAUUUUAGAAUUAAUUUAAAUUUUUAUUUAUAAUUAAAUUAAAUUUUUUUAUUAAAUAACUAGAUAUAAUAAAAAUUGUUUAAUAUUUAGUUUCUAAAUAAAUAUUUUUAAUAAUAUUGUUAUAUUAAUUUAUAUAUUUAUUUAAAUUUUUUUAUUUCGAGAUUUAAAAUUAUAAUUUAAAAUUUUAAAUUUAUACUGAUACAAAAGUAAAAAAAAAUUAAUUUUUCUUUUUUUUUUUUAAUGAAGAGUUUUAAAAAUUUUUAUUAAAUUAAUUAUUUAAUUUAUUUUUAUUUAACAAAUUUUUUAAAAAUAAUUUUUUUUAAAAUAAGAUUUUUUUUAAAUAAUAAUUUUAUUUAUUAAAUUAAA